AUGGCAUCUAUCAUGAGAAACAAGCUCCUCGCCCUUGUGGCCGUUUGGUUCUAUCUGGUUGUGACUGUGGUUGCUGAUUCCACAGUGGAGCUUGGCAAUAUGAUUGAUGAUAGAGCUGCUCUGGAGGGUGCUGUUUAUGUUGAGCCCGGACUUCUUCCUCGUGAUGAGCAUCUCACUGUCACUGUCACCGAUACUGUGUGUGCUACGCAGAGUCCUGGCAUUCCACCUACCACUUUGAUCACCGCUCCACAGCCCCCAGCAACCGUGACUCCCACUUCUGUGACUGGGCCUGCGCCAACUAGCCAGAAACCCCCAGUUUCCUCCGAGUCUCAUGGUGGCCAUACUACUGGAACUGCUCCUGAGGCUUCGACUAUGUCGACUGUUCAGCACACUGAGACUCCUGGACCUAGCUUCCCGCCGAGCACAAGUGUGUCCCCAGGUUCGCAGUCAAGUACCCAUGCGAGCUCCCAGACCACUGGCCCUGCUCUUCCAUCGACCUCGCCUGUGACUUCGGUUGGGCACUCAAGCAGCCAUCCUGUCAGCUCCCAAACUACGGAAUCGGCUAGCACUGGCACGGCUCCCAGUAGCUCCCAUUCUUCGACUGCGCCCCCUCUCUCAAACGAUGCCUCUGCCCAGGGAGGAAUGAAAGGCGCACUACUGGCCCUUGGCCUGACGUUUGUUGGGUUCCUGGCGGUUUAGAAACUGUCUUUCCCGGGUCGCAGUGAUCAUGAAAGACAGACUCGAACAGCGUCUGGUAUCGCGGGUUAUGUUUUUUAUUUAUCGCUUUGAUGAUCUCACGUCGGAGAUGCUUUGCUUGAUUCGUUUCUUUUCUUCUCUAGCGGGACGCACUGGUGACUACACACUUGGCUCCCUUUAAUACCG
This is a messenger RNA of Aspergillus steynii IBT 23096, 882 nucleotides long. RefSeq lists its product as uncharacterized. The coding region runs from base 1 to 699 and encodes 232 amino acids. Lineage: Eukaryota; Fungi; Ascomycota; Eurotiomycetes; Eurotiales; Aspergillaceae. The transcript has 4 exons. The record is from RefSeq and is a predicted model, not a curated record.